GAACAAAGAGCUGAAUUAGACCCGUGAACGUUGCAUUUCAUAUGCGCAGUCAGCAGGUGGCGACAUAGUAUCAUCGUACGCUGCUGACCCAUUUUCAGCGGCCGUAACAAAUAUGGCGCCUCUAUCCAUCCAUCCAUGCAGUACCGCGGUCUGUCCUCCAGGAUCUUUCUUCUGUAAAAGUUAGACCCUCCUAUUCGGAUGGAGCGACACGCAGCUGGGCCCACCGGACCCCAGUCCUGCCGCAGCAUGCCCCGAAGCCGCCCCUGUCAGCCCACCGGACCCCAGUCCUGCCGCAGCAUGCCCCGAAGCCGCCCCUGUCAGCCCACCGGACCACAGUCCUGGCGCAGCAUGCCCCGAAGCCGCCCCUUUCAGCCCACCGGACCCCAGUCCUGCCGCAGCAUGCCCCGAAGCCGCCCCUGUCAGCCCACCGGACCCCAGUCCUGCCGCAGCAUGCCCCGAAGCCACCCCUGUCAGCCCACCGGACCCCAGUCCUGCCGCAGCAUGCCCCGAAGCCACCCCUGUCAGCCCACCGGACCACAGUCCUGGCGCAGCAUGCCCCGAAGCCGCCCCUGUCAGCCCACCGGACCCCAGUCCUGCCGCAGCAUGCCCCGAAGCUGCCCCUGUCAGCCCACCGGACCCCAGUCCUGCCGCAGCAUGCCCCGAAGCCGCCCCUGUCAGCCCACCGGACCCCAGUCCUGCCGCAGCAUGCCCCGAAGCCGCCCCUGUCAGCCCACCGGACCCCAGUCCUGCAGGCAGAGCCAGCAGGAGCACCUGGAGUUGGAGCGGCUGCACAGCAAGCUGGCCAGCUGGGAGCAGGAGCGUGACCACCAGGCAGGCCUGACCAAGACAUUUUAGGUGACAUUACGGGGCCACGAGAUGGCACUGCUUAGCCCGGAGGAGGCGUGUAGUUAGCUCAGCUAACCCUGAAGAGCUGCAAGCUGCAGGAGGCAGAGGCCAUGAUGCAGGACUGCAAGAAUGCAAGAGGCUACCCACCUGGAGCCGGAGUGGCUGUGCCUGGCCGCCUGACCCUGCAAGCAGGAAGUCCCACGGCAAAACCCACCUGCCACAAAACCUCAGGGCCCCAUCAAGGGGGGAGGAAGAAGAACUGGGGUCAGAAGGAAGCCGCACCACAGCACGACUGCAGCAGCCCCUUGCGCUGGCUGUCCCUGGAGAUGGGCCUGGCUGUGGGAGUCCCUGGGUGUGGGGUUCCUCGGCCAGGGAGACCCCCUGAAAGAGGCAUUAGGUCCCCUUAAGGUGCACAAGAGGAAGGGUCGGUGCUGGGCCCCUGGGACUUGCUUCAGAACUGAGAUGGGGACUGGGGGUGGUAGUUACUGGGAUGGUCGACCAUUGGGAGGGGGGCAGUGUAGCACUGGCAGUUGGCAUAUCCUGGCAUGCUUAUGGGCAAUUGUAAAUAGCCCCUGUCUGUAACUGUAAAUAGUCCUUGUACUGUUGUUGUUAUGGUUAUAGUUGCCAUCCUAAUCGUGGCGUGUAUGUUUGCCCUUGUCUGUGUGUACCCAGUCCGAUCCUCUCGUGUUCUUAGCUUGCAUAACUCUCCCACCUUACAGUUCGGCGUCUGACCAACUUGUGUUUCAGCUGUGUGUAUUUGGGGGUUCGGUGCUCGUUGGGUGCCUGCUACAGUCCCGUUCAUGACGAGGAUGCAGAGCCUGUUCUGUCCCCGCAAGCAAAUCUCCUUGGUUUUCGGUGCUUUCGCGAUGCCUCGGUUUGCCGGGCGCCGCAGUAUUUUACUGCAUUUUGAUAAAAAUGAAUAUACGGAUAAUUGUAAAAUAAAUAGGCUGUAUAGUGUUAAUGUUAAUGAUUGCGUCAUGAUAUUGAAUAAUAUGUGUCGAUCAAAAAUAAAUACUUUUAGAAAAUUAAUAAAAAUGUCUUAAUUACGUCGAUCGUGAAAUGCAUAAAUGCCAAAGCUGAUAUUUGAUAACACUGGCAGCCUCUCACUGCGGUUAGUUCAAUUUGCCAGUUGGUGUACAUUUUAUGGCAGAACCAUGCCUUUUAGCAAAUGGGAAACAUGUUUAUAUUUAGUGAAAAAACAACAUCUGGGCCCUUUCUGUAUCUUUGGUUUUUGUAUAUCCAGCGUAAUUGUCUUAUUUUUGCCUUAAAUGAGUUCUGCUUUGAGGGCGGCAGCAAAGUCACCUGUAUGCCGAAAUGGCUUCUUAUUGUGAAAAUUUAUUUUUUUAUUGAAUUUCCCUCCGCCACAGCAUAGGCGUCCAUGCCAAUGUCAUAUUCAUACAGACAGUUAAUAUCCAGUUGGCCUCAUGAAUAUCGAUAGGGCUCCGCUCGCUGUCCUGACGCCACGCCCACUUUAUAGCGCCUGUCCGCAGCUGUGACUUUCUCUUUCCAUCCCUCUCUCUCUCCCUCUUUCCGCUACGGUUGUCCUGUUCGAUUCACGGACACCCUGUAAACGGGAAAGGUCCUCCCGCGAGCAGCGUUCGGUGUGCAUGGUGACGACGGGAAAACGAGCGCAAAGCCAGCGUCCCUCUUCCAAUGGCGCCUCGCAUACAGACUCCUCAUUACUAUCGCAAACGAAAUCAGCCGCGCAUUAGUCUUGUCGUUUUUAUUAAUACAUUGUCGAGCUUUAUGUUAGAUCCGGAUGCGCAAAGAUCGCGCAUCUAUGGUCGCUCUGUGAUUUAAGACGCAAGACUGAACCUGUACAGUAUGUGGAGCCAGAAUUUACGGCCCAUCGUCGAGUACGGAAAUAGCAGAUGACCUGUCUUUCCGAAAAAGCACCCUGUCCCAAAGCUGGCUUCUUUGUAACUCAGGUCUGAGGGUAAUCGCAUGAGUCUCCUAGCAGUGGCGUGGUUUCCUUGCUGUAAAACUUUAUCCCUUUAAAUAGCUUUUCAUGAAAGUUAGGCUUUCUGUUUGUCCCUGCCUCUGCUCUGCAUCUCACACUGCACUGCUGACAGUAACACGCCGGAUCGGGAGACACUGCAGUGGUGAGGUUGGCGUGAGGGAUUCCUGACAGCCUCUCGCAGGCACUGCGGAGGCCUCGCUGGCCAGGGCUCAGGAACAGAGACGUCUCGGAUGGCAUUUUGAGCCCCAAAUCUUAAGUGCGGGGAUGUCAGGCGUAACAUGAUCCGCCAUGCUAAGGGCUCCUGAGAUUUCCAUGGCGAUGGUAGCCGGCCUAGGGAUCAGAACGGGCAGAGGAUGUUCGACAACCUGAGGCAGUAUCCCGCUGACUGUAGCGCUGGGGAGAGGCUGGGGAUGGGUGACCAUAGGCCUCUCCAUGGCAACUGGAGGGUUGCUAGGAUACCACUUUGGAUUAAAAAGAAUGGGACAAACAGCCAGCGGUUUCUCUCGUGCUCUUCCCAUGUGACCUGCCCAGAGAUGUGCUGCAGCGGUCAACUCCUCACCCACAUCCACCUGUGAACAGUGAAGGGGGCUCAACUCCACGACACCUGUGUUAAUGACACACCUGGUAACCCUCCCUGUAACCCCAACCUUCAUCCCCACCUGUUCAAGCAGAAUGAGAGAGCAGGGCAUUGUGGGAAAAUCAGCAGUGUGCGCACUUUGUGUUCAGCCUCAUGUCCACGCCUCCUCUUUCAUCCCCCUCCCAGACACCAUCACUCGCCAGCCAGAAUCCCAGGGCUCCCAUGAUGCUGUGCGGCAGCCUGGUCCCACUACACAGACUAUGAGUCAGGCACCAUAACUGUUGCAAAUGUCUAGCAGCCCAAGAGAGGAAGGCAAAGGACAGAUUGUGCCGCCCCACAGUGGCCUGCCCCCCUGCCACACCACCCACAUCACCUCUGCCCAGGCCAGCUCUGUUUGUAUCUUGUGGGGGGGAUAACGGACUAGAAAUGCCAAACACACAAACCCCACCCAAAGAAAAGGAGAAAAGAGAAGAAGUGAAAGUCAACUGCCAACCAAACUCUGCAUUUCACAAACGUCUCUGUAUUUGCGCUUUGACUGUGUCUGUGUGCGUGUGCCUGUCUGUCUGCGUCAGAGGUCCUGCCCGGUGUCGUGUUCCCCGCCUGUCUCCUGGCCACUCUUUCUCAGUGUUUAUCUGCAGCAUGGACUCUGUGCCCGUGCUCUGUGGCUGCUUGCUGGCGGUGGGGCCCGAACCCGAACCCGAACCCUAAUCUGCCCUCCUCCAGAUCCUUCUGCUCCUC
Messenger RNA from Brienomyrus brachyistius, 4121 nucleotides. RefSeq names its product cornifin alpha-like. The transcript has 2 exons. Bases 199 to 855 code for a protein of 218 amino acids. The record is from RefSeq and is a predicted model, not a curated record. NCBI's taxonomy places the organism in Eukaryota, Metazoa, Chordata, Actinopteri, Osteoglossiformes, Mormyridae.